AUGCUAGAGUUUAUGAAAUGUGCCCGUUUGCUCAAGCUUUGCUCAUAUCUGCUGCUGGUGUCGGCGAUAGUCAGCGCGAAACCGGAGGCACCAGUCAACUCGUACCUACCGCCAGCGCACGGCCACGGGCACGGCGAUGGGCACCACGACGAUCACCACACGGCGGAUCUGGUCCCCCCAUCAAGCAGCUACGGAACGCCCGAUUCGAGCUACGGACCGCCGCACCACCAGUCGGGCUUCCACGAGCACGAGGAUCAUCACGAGCACCACGACACCCACGACGACAGUGGCUCGUUUGAAGAUGAGCCGGCCAAGUACGAGUUCAGCUACGAGGUGGACGACGAGGAUGCCGAUCUGUCCUUCGGCCACGAGGAAAUGCGCGACGGGGACUACACGACGGGAAAGUACAACGUGCUGCUGCCCGACGGCCGCCGGCAGAUCGUAGAGUACGAGGCCGACCACAAAGGAUACCGACCGAAGAUCACCUACGAGGGCGGGGACGAGCAUCCGCACCACCACGAACAUCCGCACGAGCACCACGGACAUGAGCACGGGCACGGCGGCUACUCGAAGGAAACGCCCCACACGCAGCUCGGCUACCCGAAGGAAUCGCACCACGACUUUGACCACGGCAACGGCCUGGGGCACGGGGGAUCGGGCGAGUACGAUGCGCACGGUCACGACAGUGGCCACAGCCGGGCCGAUCACGGCAUUCACGAUGGGCACCGGGGCUACGACAGCAAUGCGCACGAGCAGCAACAUCACGGUAACGGGAACCAACAGCAUCACGGGCACGGACACGGCCACUCGGGACACAACGGGCACGAUGGCCACAACGGGCACAACGGACACAAUGGGCACCACCACAAUGGCCACAAUGGUCACAACGGGCAUCACCGGAGACGCAGUAGCAACAACCACCACCAUCACGCUGGACCCGCCGCCGCCCAUCACAAUGGUAACCACCACAGCCACAACGAUCACCAUCGCUAG
Anopheles bellator is the source of this 993-nucleotide messenger RNA. Its product is annotated as histidine-rich glycoprotein-like. NCBI's taxonomy places the organism in Eukaryota, Metazoa, Arthropoda, Insecta, Diptera, Culicidae. Gene Ontology annotation, cellular component: extracellular matrix. The record is from RefSeq and is a predicted model, not a curated record. The transcript is spliced from 3 exons. Bases 1 to 993 code for a protein of 330 amino acids.